AUGUCGGCGCUACAUGACCUCAAAUGGGAAAUCCAGCGAGGCCUUCAUCUGCUGACCAGUGCACGCAGCAAAGAUAUUCUCUACAAGCUGGCAGAGUCGUUACAAGAUGAUGAGGUGGAAGGAGAAACGCCAGGUGCAGAAUCGACCGAAGUGGAACUCUUCGACUUCAUUGUUGACUAUAUGAGAAGUCCGCAACUGAAGAUCCUCGAGGACCAGGGGAUGUCUCACCUGCUCGCCCUCCACGACCUCAUCACAGAACUACAAUUGCCAUCCGCUGGUGGGGAAGAAGAUGCUCAAGUAUUUUCAGACAGUGAAGUGAUCGUUGUAGCCCCUGUUACAAGUGAAUCUGCUGCAUCUCCAGUCGUCACAGUGAAGUCAUCAUCAUCAUCAGUGGCCGCUGAUCCAGUUACAGGUUUAGUCAAGCUGUCGGAACUCAAAUUGAUGAAGGACUAA
Messenger RNA from Knipowitschia caucasica, 453 nucleotides. Lineage: Eukaryota; Metazoa; Chordata; Actinopteri; Gobiiformes; Gobiidae. The record is from the annotation of a GenBank genome assembly.